Molecule: messenger RNA, 1659 nt
Organism: Homarus americanus (American lobster)
Lineage: Eukaryota; Metazoa; Arthropoda; Malacostraca; Decapoda; Nephropidae
Exons: 1
Coding region: 1-1659 (552 amino acids)
Source: RefSeq, a predicted model, not a curated record
AUGGCGUUAACUUGUGUCUUUCAACCAGGUUACAAAAAUCAAACAAACACAAACAGAAGACACUCAACAGAAGACACUCAACAGAAGACACUCAACAGAAGACACUCAACAGAAGACACUCAACAGAAGACACUCAACAGAAGACACUCAACAGAAGACACUCAACAGAAGACACUCAACAGAAAACACUCAACAAAAGACACUCAACAGAAAACACUCAACAGAAGACACUCAACAGAAGACACUCAACAGAAGACACUCAACAGAAGACACUCAACAGAAGACACUCAACAGAAAACACUCAACAGAAGACACUCAACAGAAGACACUCAACAGAAGACACUCAACAGAAAACACUCAACAGAAGACACUCAACAGAAGACACUCAACAGAAGACACUCAACAGAAGACACUCAACAGAAGACACUCAACAGAAGACACUCAGCAGAGAGACACUCAACAGAGGAGCACUCAACAGAAGACACUCCAACUGCAGAAAACCUCAACAGAAGACACUCAACAGAAGACCCCACUCAACAGAAGACCUCAACAGAAGACACUCAACAAGAAAACACUCAACAAAGAAGACACUCAACAGAGAGAGGUACUCAGCAAGAAGACACUCAACAAGAAACACAAACAGAAGACACUCAACAGAAGAAGACCUCAACAGAAGACACUCAACAGAAGACACUCCAACAGAAGAAACACAAACAGAAGACACUCAACAGAAGACUCAACAAAACCUCAACAGAAGACACACUCCAACAGAAGACACUCAACCAGAAAACACAAACAAGACACUCAACAGAAGACACUCAACAGAAAACACUCAACAGAAGACACUCAACAGAAGACACUCAACAGAAAACACUCAACAGAAGACACUCAACAGAAGACACUCAACAGAAAACACUCAACAGAAGACACUCAACAGAAAACACUCAACAGAAGACACUCAACAGAAAACACUCAACAGAAGACACUCAACAGAAGACACUCAACAGAAGACACUCAACAGAAGACACUCAACAGAAAACACUCAACAGAAAACACUCAACAGAAGACACUCAACAGAAGACACUCAACUUGAAAACACAAACAAGAAGACACUCAACAGAAGACACUCAACAGAAAACACUCAACAGAAGACAUCAACAGAAGGGCACUCAACAGGAAAGACACUCAACAGAAACACUCAACAGAGACACUCAACAAGAGGGCACUUUCAACAGAAAAACACUCCAGCAGAAAACCUCAACAGAGGCACUCAACAGAAGACACUCAACAGAAGACACUCCAACAAGAAGACCUCAACAGAAAACACUCAACAAGAAAACACUCAACAGAAGACACUCAACAGAAAACACUCAACAGAAAGACACUCAAACAGGAACCUCAACAGAAACACUCAACAGAAAACACUCCAACAAAGACACUCAACAGAAGACACUCAACAGAAGACACUCAACAGAAAACACUCAACAGAAGACACUCAACAGAAAACACUCAACAGAAGACACUCAACAGAAAACACUCAACAGAAGACACUCAACAGAAGACACUCAACAGAAGACACUCAACAGAAGACACUCAACAGAAGACACUCAACAGAAAACACUCAACAAAAUACUUCUAAAAACAAAACCAUCUCUCUAG